This is a messenger RNA of Aplysia californica (California sea hare), 3245 nucleotides long. RefSeq names its product M-phase inducer phosphatase. NCBI's taxonomy places the organism in Eukaryota, Metazoa, Mollusca, Gastropoda, Aplysiida, Aplysiidae. The coding region runs from base 229 to 1692 and encodes 487 amino acids. The transcript has 9 exons. Gene Ontology annotation, cellular component: cytoplasm; nucleus. Gene Ontology annotation, biological process: positive regulation of G2/M transition of mitotic cell cycle; G2/M transition of mitotic cell cycle; positive regulation of G2/MI transition of meiotic cell cycle. Gene Ontology annotation, molecular function: protein tyrosine phosphatase activity. The record is from RefSeq and is a predicted model, not a curated record.
GACAAGAAAAAACGAAUAGAACGUUUUCCAAAUGUCACUGAAUCAACCGGACACAGAAUUUUAGCCUUGUGAUCGUGAAUGGGUUUUGUAAUCUUGACGUCUUUAUAUCUGUAUUCCUUUAUAUAAUUUACAUAUUGCAAUUUCGAAGCCUUCCCGUACACUCAUGUGUCUCAGUUAUGCAAAACUAAAAGAUUGCUUGCUGUAGAUUUACAUUUUUAGGACACUACAAUGGCUGAUGGAGGAGACUCAGACAAUAAUGAGAGGCCCAAUUCUGGAUUGCCUCGUCCUCAGAGUGUGGGUAAUCAGUGGACUGGUUCCUCAGCCUUACAAAGGGCAGCCCUCGAUGAUCAGGUCAUGGCCUCGCCAUCAUCAGCUGGUGCACCUCGCUCAUCAUUCUCUUUAAUUUCAUCUCCAUUUGCACGUGGUGUUCGGGAGGCUGAUCCUAGCUCAUCUCACUUCAUUUCUCCGAGCAAAGAAGGGGAAAUACCCAUGGAAUGUUCUCCAAUGAGUGUGAAAAAGUCCAGCUCUGCAACGGUAGAUACCGGUGCGAGUCCUGUUUUACCUACCACACCUUUGUCAUCCAAGGCUUCGGAAAGUCAGGGGCCAAGUGUUGAGGCACAUUCUCCGGAGCCACAAAAAUCCGGCACGCAUUUGUUGUUCUCCUCUGAUGACAGUGACGAGGGCUACAGCUUGAAGCCUGCAGACAUCUUUGCUGGGAGUCCAGACUCGCCAGACACCAGCCCGGUGUUGAAGACUAUAAAUCUGAACAGUUUUGACACAGAGGAUGAUGGAAAUGACCCUGGGGAUUUUUUGAGCAGACAGACCGAUCAAAGUUUCAGAAGAUGUCGAUCUCAGGAGAUCCGCAAAAAUUAUAACGACUUGUCCAACACACCGCCCAAUUCUUUCUCCAGUAGUGGUAGCAGGAGGAGUUUGUUCAAAAGACCUUUGGACGUGCCAGUUAAAGAGAAAAGUUUCUCAAAACGACUCAAAGAUGGCGCUAAGUUCAUAUCAGAGGUACCAGAAACGGAAGCAGAAGCUGGUGAUAAUGGUGCAACAGCAACGGCAACGGCAUCUCCCUGCAAAGAGGUCUCAGAUACUGAUCAUGAGCGUAUUCAGUCUGCUGUUGAUUCACUACAGUCCGGAGAGCUGAUAGCAGAUGGAUCAAGGAAUUACUGUCUGCCAGUCACCACAGGAAAGCACCAUGACUUACAGAAUAUUAAUCAUGAGACCAUGGCCUGUGUGCUGGAAAACCGUUAUCGGGGUGCUUAUGACAAGCUAACCAUCAUUGACUGCAGAUAUCCAUAUGAAUAUAAAGGGGGGCAUAUCAAGGGUGCGAUAAAUAUCUAUACUGAAAAGGAGAUACGAGAUUUCCUCCAGCGUGAAGUUGAGGAAUUUAAAAAAGCAUCUCGUGUGCACAUCCUUGUGUUUCACUGUGAAUUUUCUAGCCAACGAGGUCCUUGCUUGCUGCGACACUUGCGACAAAAUGAUCGUCAGUUGAACAGGAAUUACUACCCAAAGCUGGUCUUUCCAGAGAUCUACUGUCUGUUUGGAGGUUACAAGGAGUUCUUCACACAUCAUCCAGAGCUGUGUGAACCUUCGGGAUACAUUCAGAUGGAUGAUGAGAACUACGUGGCUGCAUACCUACAUUUCAAAGCCAGGGCCAAGUCUUGGACAGCAGAUGGAGGCAAAUAACACUCUUGUCUUUGGUCCUAUUCUGUCCUUUAUUUGGAUAGCUUGGUAGGAAGUAGGCCAGUCAAAUUCUUCCGCGAGUUUUUUUUUUUUUUAGAUAUUAAGAAUAAAGCAAUGGAUUUUACAAUGAUGAUUUUAAUAUACAAUGGCGAGGACGCUGAUGGUACUUUGCUGAAGACUGCGAGGGUUUAAUUUUCAAGGGUGGCUGGUUUGACUUUUUAAAUGUCGAAGUUUUUGCUAUUGUGAUAUAUCAAUCAAUGUUUUAUAUUUAUAGAAUCUUGAAAUGUAUUACAAGCACUAUAGAAAUACCUCCGUGAUGCAAGUUUGAAUUAUCAGCUUGGUGGGUAACAUUUUGCUUCACUCUUUGUUGGGCUUUCACAAAAGUUCACGUUUUCAUUGGGCAAUUCACAUCCAAUUUUUUUAGGUACUUUAUAUUCAUAUAUCCUCAAUCUAAAUGUAAAGACUUUAUUUGUAUGGAAACGUGUUCUUGGCUAUGGAGUUUUGAAUAAAUAUAUACGCAUACUGCUUGCAUCUACUUUAAACUAACAGGCUCAUGAAUGGCGUGGAGGUUGCUUGCUAUGUCGUUGCUGAUUUAGAUUUCCUUAAACGUUUAGGCAUGAGUUUAUCUUAACAUACACAUGUACUGCUGUGACUAGUUUUGUAUAGUAUACUGAUAUUUUGCAGCAUUGAGCUAUUUAGUGUGUAUUUUAUGCGCAGAAAAUGAAUAUAUUGAUCAUCAUGAUUUUUCAAACUGAUAUACGUAUACAGAGCUCUAUAAUUAUUCCAUAGUAAAGCACUUAUAUUUACAAAUUGAACUGAUGUUUUAAUGUGUUCUCACAGUAAUGAACUUUGGCAAUUUAUGCAUUUUUUACAUGUAACAUAAUUACAGUGAGUGAUAUGGAAUGGAUAUGCCUUCUGUGUUUUCUAAUCUGGAAAAAAGUAAUUGUUUUUUUGGGGAGGGGUUUUGCAUCACACUACCACAAGGUCUGGACUCUUCAAAGGUUUGCCUGCAGUUCCACUGACCAUUAUUUAAUAUUCCAUCGACGUUAGUGAGUGACACUUUUCUUUUUUGAUUUUUCUAAUCCAUUCUUGAGGAAAAAUACUUCUGUCUGUUCAUCCUGUCCCAGUUAUAGUGUAAAUCGUUUAUGAAUAGGACAUACAGACAUACACCCAAGCUCAUUUAAAUGUUUUUAUUGUUUUAAAGUCAGGUAAUGGAGGAGGUUUAAAAAAAAAUUAUUUUAGUAAAUCUAUAUGAAAUUGUCUUUUUUCAAAUGAAAAAAGAAUUUAGUUGUGAUGAUUUCUUGUACACAGUUAUGAAACCAUCAAAAAGAACUUUUCUCAGAAAUUUUUAUAUUAUUGUGUUGCCUAUUGUACAUUACUGUUUGUGAAUUUUUAUUCUUGUGCAAUGUGUUAAAUAUCUUUUGCUUUUAGCUGUGGCUCAUUAAUUCUCCUACUGACGUUUUGAUGCUUUCCCAGUAACCUCUGUGGUACUCGUUGUCUUCUGGUAUGUCCUUGACCCGUGGGAAAUAAACUAGUGAAAAGAAGUAGAAGAUACA